This is a messenger RNA of Annulohypoxylon maeteangense, 2532 nucleotides long. Its product is annotated as P-loop containing nucleoside triphosphate hydrolase protein. The record is from RefSeq and is a predicted model, not a curated record. Gene Ontology annotation, molecular function: ATP hydrolysis activity; ATP binding. The coding region runs from base 226 to 2478 and encodes 750 amino acids. Lineage: Eukaryota; Fungi; Ascomycota; Sordariomycetes; Xylariales; Hypoxylaceae. The transcript is spliced from 5 exons.
GGGGGGAUGAAAAAUUUUAGGAGGCGUUCAUUUUGCAAGGAACCAGCAGUAUCAAUUAUCAUUGAGUCCACUAGUUGUGCAAGGUACAUUUCUGGACCGAAUUUGUACUUGAGUAUGGCCAUUGAACACUCUGGGUUCACCCACUUCGCCUCUACACUAUCCCCGGAAUUUUCUCUUCCAUUUGGUCAAAAAAUUCCAUUUUGAUUUCACAACAGGAACAGGAAUAUGGGCCAAACCAACUCGAAACCAGUCAUGGGACCGGUAACACCUAAUAUCCUCAAGGAUCGGAUACAUACACCAGUUCCAAAUGUCAGUCCUAGUCUGACGGCUCCUACUCCUAUGGAAGACCCUCAAAUCAACUCAGCGUCCCAGAACUUAUCUGAGGUAGAAGACCAAGUCACCCUCUUUCCCUCACCUAGACAAAGGCGAGACUCAAACAGAGCUCCUUCAAGCAACGGCUAUACUGCAGUUGACCCGGAUGAAUCACCUUCGAGUUACAGACAGCAACAAUGGAACAGAGCAUAUCCACCCAUCCAUAUCCCAACUAAUCAGCGUAGCUUCUUUGAAGACGAGCCUGCUAAAUGUCCAUGUUCCCUUAUCAACGACGAGCUGGCUUUCCGGAAGCUUCCCGGAAAGUCUAGCCUGGAGAUAAUCUGUCCCAAACUAAACGAGUCCCUUCGAAAUAUCAUUGACCCAUCAACCAAGUAUCAGGGAUCCGGUCGAAUACCAAGAUUCAUUGUCGACGAGCCAUAUAAGCCGAUCUUCUAUAUUAGGAAGAAGUUCUUACAAGGAAGGCAUGGAGCUAUGGAUGGCCAUAGUAGAGAGCAUAUACAACCCCUAUUCGACUUUGUUCGGAGAAAGAGUCGUCUGGUCUGGGAAAAGCUCAAUCAGAUAGAUGAAAGAAUAUGCUACGAUAUUGCCUUCAAGGAACUUUGGCUCCUAUACCCACCAGGAGAGACUGUGCUCAACAAGGACGACGGCGCGUGGAGAGCAUAUAAGGUUGAUAGAGUGGAGAUAAAUUCCGAUUCUAGUUCGGCAGAUAUGACGAUUCACUGCUGGUUUCUUGACUUUGACAAGACAGGGAAAUGGCUAGUUCCACACUCCAAGGUGUUCUACGUACAUUCGUACUCUUCAGAGCGGCCAAUAGGAGUCCUUGAUGUCAUCCCUGAGUGGUACUGUGAGGAACUCGGGGCGAAGUUAGUCGAGCGGGGAAAGAAAUACUGGGAAUACGGACGUGUUGUAUCUCAUAAACGAUAUGACGGUGAUGCCUGGCCAAGAACUUCGCAAGAAGACCCGGUGAAUGUCAUUAUAGAUUACGUGACAUCCAGCAAGCACCCACAAGAAACUGGCCUGCAUGGGUCGCAAAGUUCUGGGGCCGUGUGUUCUGUUUGCCGAGCAAAAGCUGUCCAGCUUGAAUCUUACUCCGGCGAUGUCCCUCAUGAAACCAGACCACAUGAUGAUGAAAUAUGUGGUAUAAGACAAACAGCAAGCUCCGCCGACGACAGCAUAGAAAAGUUCGAUACAGGUCUCCUUAUGUUCUGCCCCUCUCAGAUAUGGGCUUUCUCCCUCCGGCAUAAAUCUUGGAAGAUGAUUCAGCUACAAGAAUUGAGUCAGAUCCAACCUCAGGAUGAGUCGUUCAGGACGCUACAAAUGGAUAACGACAAGAAGGAAGAUCUAGAAAAUGUGCUGUGCGGUUAUCUGAAGAACAAGCAUAGCAAUAUAGACGUUAUCGAAGGAAAGGGACAAGGCCUUAACGUGUUAUUACAUGGCAAUCCUGGAACUGGAAAAACGUUGACUGUCGAGUCUCUGUGCGAGAAACACGUGUUCCCCCUAUAUACUUUGACGUGUGGUGAGUUGGGAAACGACGCAGAUGCUUUCGAGGAUCGCCUCCAGAUGGCUUUCCUCCGCGCUGCAAACUGGAGGGCAGUCCUCCUACUCGAAGAGGCCGACAUCUUCGUGCGGCACCGCGAUCGCGAAAUACAGCGUUGCGCGAUAGUAUCCAGCUUUCUUAGCAAGCUCGAUUAUUCGCGUGCUGUGGUCUUCAUGGCCACUAACCGAGUCAAACACUUGGAUAGUGCACUUGUGUCCCGAGUUCCCUUACAGUUGGAGUUUCCGGACUUCGAUUUGCAGGCCCAAAAAGAGAUUUGGAAAGACGCGAUCAAUCGUCUUCAGGAUGUCAAGUCAGAUGACAAAGAGGCACUUGCGUUCUGGGUGAGAGAAGAGCUUGCACAGAGUAAAGAUAGAUAUGGGCAUCUUAGUAUGAAUGGUAGGCAGAUUAGGAACUGUAUCAGCGCUGCUGCUGCAUUGGCUCGUGGGAAGAGAAAUGAUAGCAGUCUCAGAGUUGUUCACAUCGAGAAAAUACUUAGUCUUGGGAAAGACUUCAUGGAGUUCCUCCGCCAAGGGGACAACCCCAGCGUCCAUGCAAUAAAGGAGGAGAAGACUAGGCAGGAAAGGUUGGGACAGCAAAUGACUCCUUAAGCAUACGCCUCACAUAUAAUGAUAACGACUUUAUUAUUAAGUUCCUUAGACGCA